AGCAAUAUUAGCGAUAGCUGACAGCAGGCGAGCAACACAAGAGGUGAGGGAGCACAGAGAACUGUCCGCAGCGGUGCAGAGGAGGAACUUUCAUCUUCUCAGAAGGUGUCAGAAAGGAGAGUGUGAAAACCACCCUGUGCUACUGGAUGGUUGACUGAGCUGUGGGGGAACAUCUGGUGCACAUUUAAAUCCAAGAACCUGUCCCCUGCACCAAAUCGUACCCUUUGACCUUUAGCCCUAACAUCCCAUUUGGAGUGUGAUCUGGUGGGAUGGCAGAGGGCGGUGUGCCUACAUGCCCCCAGGUAUUUGUGGUUGACAGCCAAGCCAACUAUGUCUCUGUGCCCAGUGGAAGGAAAGCAAGAUGGGCAAGAGUAAGCCAAAAGUUUCUUCUCCUGCUGGUGGGACUGGCCCUGUUGGGACUUGUCGUGGAGGGAAUUUUCAUCUACAGUCUGUAUGAAAAAAGUCAGGAAUUUUCCAUCUGUAAGUUUCAUCCUCUCUGCCAGAACCUGUCCAAUCCCCAAACAUCUGGCCAGCAGGGUGGCACCAAAAUGGGUCAAGUGGGACAUAAAGAGUCCAAUGAGAUUCCCACAGUGGGACCACUUCUGAAACAGGUCCAGCAGAAACCCUUUGCUCAACUGACAGGCUCCAGUAAUCCUUAUGGGAGGGACAAUGUGGUGCUGUGGGAAAAUGUACAUGGCGAUGCUGUCACCUACAACAUGGGCUAUGACAAUGGCCGGUUGUUGGUAGUGAAGGCUGGUUACUACUACCUCUACUCCAAAGUGACAGUAAAUGCUGUACAGGACUGUUCGCUUAUUCAGCACAAAGUCAUGAGAUACACCGCCUCCUACGGAAAACCAAUGGAGCUUAUGAGAUCAAAAAGGCAUGUUUCCUCCAGAAACCGCUGCCGGACCCAGGUAACCCCGAGUACAACGACUCCAAGCGGGGAAGAUCUGUGGAACAGUUUCCUGGCUGGGAUCUUUCACCUGGAGAAGGGAGAUAAAAUUUUUGUCACACUGAGUGAUAUACAAAAACUGCGUCAAGGAUCUAAAGACAAUUUCAUGGGGGCCUUUAUGAUACUUCCAGGCCAACCGCAGCAAUAAUACCUCUGUCCUACAUCAGAUUCUAUGCUUCUGUGUGUUAAUUUACUCCAUAUGUUGUGAUGAAUUUUAUAUAUCUAAUAUAUAUAAUCUAAAUUAUACUGUACACAAUGAAUGUAUUUCAAUCCCUUUAUGAGAAAACAACAAAUGGUUGUGAUAUAAAAAGUACCUGAUAUUCAGGUUAUAUAAUUCUACUUGAUUUUUGUUUUGUGAAUAAAAUUCAGUUUUCUAUCAAA
Messenger RNA from Epinephelus lanceolatus (giant grouper), 1333 nucleotides. Its product is annotated as tumor necrosis factor ligand superfamily member 14-like. NCBI's taxonomy places the organism in Eukaryota, Metazoa, Chordata, Actinopteri, Perciformes, Serranidae. The record is from RefSeq and is a predicted model, not a curated record. Gene Ontology annotation, cellular component: membrane. Gene Ontology annotation, molecular function: tumor necrosis factor receptor binding. Gene Ontology annotation, biological process: immune response.